AUGCCUGGUGUCAAGACCGCCCAACUCUGGAGCAAGUCCAAGGCCGACUUGGCCAAGCAGCUCGAGGAGCUGAAGACUGAGCUUGCCGCCCUCAAAGUCCAAAAGAUUGCCGGUGGUGCCAGCUCGAAGCUCACUAAGAUCCACGAUGUUCGCAAGUCGAUCGCCCGUGUUAUGACCGUUGUCAAUGCUACCCAGAGACAUCAACUCCGCCUUUUCUACGAAAAGAAGAAGUACGUCCCAUUGGACCUUCGACCAAAGCAGACCAGGGCCAUCCGAAGACGCCUUACCCAGCACGAGUCUUCGUUAAAGACUGAGAAGCAGAAGAAGAAGGAAACUCACUUCCCUCAGAGAAUAUAUGCCAUUAGGGUACGGCUCAACUACUCCAAUAUGCUGUCCCGCCUUGCGAGACUAGCGACUUUGAAUUGA
Molecule: messenger RNA, 426 nt
Organism: Orbilia oligospora ATCC 24927
Lineage: Eukaryota; Fungi; Ascomycota; Orbiliomycetes; Orbiliales; Orbiliaceae
Exons: 3
Coding region: 1-426 (141 amino acids)
Biological process (GO): translation; maturation of LSU-rRNA from tricistronic rRNA transcript (SSU-rRNA, 5.8S rRNA, LSU-rRNA)
Cellular component (GO): ribosome; cytosolic large ribosomal subunit
Molecular function (GO): mRNA binding; structural constituent of ribosome
Source: RefSeq, a predicted model, not a curated record